AUGUCCACUCUGCAUCCACCGGACCUGGCACGCGACGUUCUUCGCAAACGACUCGAAGAGAAUUACGACGAGACGAACAAACCCCUAAAAAUCGACCACUCACUGCAACUGUUUGCUUUCUGCCAACAAACCUUCUUCACCUUCAAUGACAGAACAUACGAGCAGAUCAAAGGAACGCCGAUGGGUUCGUCAAUAUCCAGCCUGGUUGCAGAACUAGUCCUGCAGGAACUGGAAAAAGUCGCCUUCGACCACUAUGAACCUGCAUUUUGGCGCCGGUACGUGGCCGACACGUUCGUCAUAAUUGAAAGGAGCAGACUGGCCGACUUCCAAGACCUGCUCAACGGCAUCUUCCCAGACAUUCAGUUCACAAGGGAAGAAGAGCAUGCCGAACAGCUGCCUUUCCUUGACGUUCUCGUCACACGCACACCCAACGGCGAACUCAACACCACGGUGUACAGAAAGGCGACUAACACGACUCAGAUUCUCAACUACCACAGUAACCACCCAAUGGCGCAUAAACGCAGCUGUGUCAGGACACUCUUCCAGAGGGUAAAAACGCACUGCAGUUAACCAGAGGGACGAGUACGAGAACUUCGGCAUCUUCGGGACCAACUGGCAAGGAAUGGAUACUCGAACAGCUUCGUCAGCCGCUGCCUCCGCACGCGCCCACGGCGAACAAACGGAGGAGAGCCGCCAACACUCUGGCACCCUCUGCCAUAUAUAAAGAACGUAUCCGAAGCGAUGGAACGUAUCGCUGUAGAGCUCGGCGUGGGUAUCGCUCACCGUCCGACAGCGACCAUGCGCAGAAAAAUCAUGCAAGCGAAGGAUCGCCUAGACGUGGGUGAACAAUCGGGCGCCGUCUAUCAGAUCCCAUGUCGGGACUGCCCUCGCCACUACACUGGACAAACCGGACGACGACUUAGCUCACGAAUAACGGAGCACAAACGGCGGUCCGGAGAGGCGACCCGUUGUCUCAGGUCGCCACUCACACCCUGGAGGAAGGCCACGAAUUCAACUUUGCGAGCACGCGGAUAGUGGCGCGGGCCAGCAAUAAGACAGGACGAGAACUGUUAGAGGCCUGGGUGUCUGACACCAACGCCAUCAACAGGCACGUUGACAUACCCCCCUGCUAUCACGCGCUCCGUUCCCGCGGCCAAGGGGCGAGACCCAAUUUCCAGCCAAGGGUGCACGCAGUCACGCCACCGUGAGACGGCGUGGGACGCAACUUGUCGCGAAUACCACCCUCUGCACUCAUAUCUCCCCCCCCUUCAUGGCGUGACUACAAAAACCCCUCAUUUGAUGUUGCCUUCUCAUAGUCUCUGGCGAUGGCCUCCUGUACGAGACCGAAAGCUCAGACUAAUAAACCCACUGUCCCAGAGAUCGGGUCUUCAUCUUCUUUACCUUUAACAAUUUCCAUUCAAGAAAUUGUUUGUAUUCGCAAAGAAGAUCUAUCUCUAACUUCUGUUUUUAUGCAUUAGUGGUUUAAGCUACUGACUGCACUCAUUAACCAGAACUGCGGACAUAAUGGUUCGGCACAAUCAUUCAGUCAGAUGCAAUCUGCGUCGGACUAUGGGACAUGCAGUUGGGAGAAUUGUUUCUGGAUGGUGGGGUUACUUCUCCAUAAGUGUCUCUUUUUCAUUCACGAGAAUAGUAGAUGCACGCAUCCCUGUUGCUCUCUCUGUCGCAUUUUUGUAACUCAGAGGAUGAGUUCUGCGUGAUCUGAAGUCGUCGGGCUGCCUGAGCGCUCGUGCGAGCAAUGGAACGAAUUUCCUUUCAGGCAUCUGAAACAUUGACAGGACAGGAAGGCAGUCUCUGUCGGCCCACCCACUGCGCUAUUUCGAAAAGCGUCGGACUUAGUGACAGGAGCCGCAUUCAAAUGUCAGACAGAGAAUGACCAUCUAAAUACCAGGGCCAAUUACUGAACCGACGCGUUAGGGGAGGUAGUUUUAUGUCUGUAUAGGACACCUAUAGGUAUCGCAGACGAAGACAAAAGUCUCAGUGUGGUGACGGUGGUGGUGUUGUUUCAGGUUGCUGGUGGUGGUGGUGGGGGCGGCGGCGGCGGCGGCGGCGGCGGCGGCGGCGGUGGUGGUGGUGGUGGUAGCUAUGCAGCCACUUCAUUUAACAACGCACUGUGA
Spirometra erinaceieuropaei is the source of this 2135-nucleotide messenger RNA. NCBI's taxonomy places the organism in Eukaryota, Metazoa, Platyhelminthes, Cestoda, Diphyllobothriidea, Diphyllobothriidae. The record is from the annotation of a GenBank genome assembly.